AUGGAGCUCGGCUCCGAGUCUAAGGAGCUCGGCUCCGAGUCUAAGGAGCUCGGCUCCGAGCCUAAGGAGCUCGGCUGUGAGCCUAAGGAGCUCGGCUCCGAGCCUAAGGAGCUCGGCUCUGAGCCUAAGGAGCUCGGUUCUGAGCCUAACGAGCUCGGCUCCGAGCCUAAGGAGCUCGGCUCUGAGCCUAAGGAGGUCGGUUCCGAGCCUAACGAGCUCGGCUCUGAGCCUAAGGAGCUCGGCUCCGAGUCUAAGGAGCUCGGCUCCGAGCCUAAGGAGCUCGGCUCCGAGCUUAAGGAGCUCGGCUGUGAACCUAAGGAGCUCGGCUCCGAGCCUAUGGAGCCUAUAAAGAUAAGGAUAAGGAAGAUAAAGAUAAGAAGAUAAAGAUAAGAAGAUAAAGAUAAUGAUAAGGAAGAUAAGAAGAUAAAGAUAAGAAGAUAAGGAGAUAAAGAUAAGGAAGAUAAGAAGAUAAAGAAGAUAAAGAUAAGGAAGAUAAGAAGAUAAAGAUAAGAAGAUAAAGAUAAGAUAAAGAUAAGGAAGAUAAGAAGAUAAGGAUUCCGAACCAUUCGAGCUCGGCUCCGAGCCUUUCGAGCUCGGUUCCGAGCCAUUGGAGCUCGGCUCCGAGCCUGUGGAGCUCAGCUCGGAGCCGAUAUCAUAUAAUAUCUUAGGAUAUAAUACAAUAUCAUAGGAUAUCAUACAGUAUCUUAGGAUAUCAAACAAUAUCUUAGGAUAUCAUACAAUAUCUUGUGAUAUCAUACAGUAUCUUAGGAUAUCAUACAAUAUCUUGGGAUAUCAUUCAGUAUCUUAAGAUAUCAUACAAUAUCCCGGGAUAUCAUGCAGUAUCUUAGGAUAUCAUACAAUAUCUUAGGAUAUCAUAUAAUAUCUUAGAUGGUGAACAUCUCAAACAAGAGACAUUAUACACUAGAAGCAUAACUUUGUAAACGAGCCCGAUUUUAAGGUAACAAAUAAUCCCUAUCUAUCCAUAAGAAGCACUUAAGAGACUAAAAUUUUGCAAUCGAUUAAUGACUGUCAAUGACUUUGGCGCAUAGAUAUGCUUUGGCGGUAUACGUUUCAGAGAGCCACAAUUGCAAACGACAAAGUUUCGAUAUAUCUUGUAUAUAAUCUGUAAUAACUUUCUGUUCGCUAGUAUUUUUUUUUCCUGUCCCAAAUUCGCUGGGUGAAAUGAAAAAAAUUGUAUAUAUCCAAACGCAGUGGGCGGGUUAAUCACUUUUUAAUGACUCUGCAAUAUGCAAAUAUCGACCAUAACAACGGCGUUGACAACGAUUUUAACUUGGGCUUAGCAACUGCUUAGUUCUGUUUAAAUUUACCAUAUAUAUGUCUGGAUUUUUUUAUUUCUGGUUGGAUAGUCCUAAACAUGGCGAAUAUAUCUCCAGGGAAAACCAAGGAUGGUGUUAAAGUAGUGGACAACGUAAGAUAAUUUAUUAUAACCUUGUAAUACGAUGAAUUCAAAUACAACUUUGAUAUUCUAUUUCUAUUCCCGGUUAUGCUUCUGGGGAAUUUUGAAUAAACUGGGCUGUCAGCAGGUUUUAGGAACAAGGUACUGUUUUCGCAUUAUUAUGAGAGAACCCAAGGGAACCUCGAGAUAACCCCUGUAGAAUUCCCCCGAAAUCCUUGCAAGCUCCUACCAGUCAGGAAUUUUCGUAUUACAGAAUUCUCACUGCGCAUGCGUAUGAGUAUAAUAUCCAUGUCCCACAAGCAUUACAACAACCUUAGUAGAAUAUAUACCGAGAAUCGUGUUACAACUCAUUCAGUUCGUUAGAAGGAAUAUAUGUCGGGGGAUAAAUAUUAGCAAAGUAUCAAACUGUAAAAAUGUUCUUAAAAUGCUGGUAAUCAUAGGUCUACACUCGUUUCCGAUUCCCAAAACCUGGUAUGGCUAUACAAAUCACUAAUAAAUAGUUAUUAAAUUUCAAAUUGAAGGUAACUCAGUUGAACAUGUCCAGCUCAAGUACUUGUACAGUACCAGUAGGUAUUACAACUAUUCAACAUGGGAAGGAAGGAGGAA
Molecule: messenger RNA, 2023 nt
Organism: Paramuricea clavata
Lineage: Eukaryota; Metazoa; Cnidaria; Anthozoa; Malacalcyonacea; Plexauridae
Source: the annotation of a GenBank genome assembly